This is a messenger RNA of Xylaria bambusicola, 1363 nucleotides long. RefSeq names its product Alpha/Beta hydrolase protein. Bases 5 to 1264 code for a protein of 419 amino acids. Lineage: Eukaryota; Fungi; Ascomycota; Sordariomycetes; Xylariales; Xylariaceae. The record is from RefSeq and is a predicted model, not a curated record. The transcript has 7 exons.
CACAAUGGCAUUUCCUGGAGGCAGGUAUUUCAUUGAAGACAAGCUAUCGCAGCAAGCUGUGCACCAUCAGAGUUUCGAGGCUCUCUGGGAGACAAAAUGGAAGCCAUUAUGUGACAUGGGCGUAUACCCAUUCAUGUACGGCACUUCGCAAGAUUUCGAGCCUGUAGUCAAGAGUAUUAUAGCUGCCGGCCUCAAGCCACCCUACAAUUGGGAUGAAUAUGCGUCGCAUUUCUUCGCCAAGGCCGCAGAACUGGUGUCGCAAGCAGAGGCUUCACAAGAGAGAGAUGAAGCUUCGGAGUUAUUCAUGAGAGCGUCAGCAUUAUAUCGCAUCGCACGGUUCCCUGCUCCUCGCUCUGAGAACCAGCAAAUCGCAUGGGUGAAAGGUAAAGAGGCUGCACUUGCAGGUCUUAAGCUCCAGAAGUAUCCGAUGACCGAAGUGACGAUUCCGCAUAUCCAUGCCGCGUUUGGGGACGGCACGGCGUUACCCGGUUAUUACCAUCUCCCGGAGCAUGCAUCUCCGGAUAAUCAGGUACCCCUUGUUAUCAUCUUCACCGGGUUGGACGGUUACAGAACUGAGCUUGCGGUAUGGAAAGAUGGAUGGGCUGAACUUGGAGUCGCGCUCCUUGUUGUUGAGAUUCCAGGGACUGGAGACAAUCCUGGGGCUCCUUCAGAUCCCAGCUCACCGGACCGCGUGUGGUCAAGCAUGUUCCACUGGGUUGGCCAGCAGGUGCAGAUUGACCAAAGUAAGAUUGUGAACUGGGGCUUUAGCACCGGUGGCUACUAUUCGAUACGCCUCGCGCAUACGCAUCCUGAUAAGCUUAAAGGUGUGGUGGCGUUAGGGGGCGGAUGUCAUCACAUGUUCGACCCAAAAUGGCUGGAUGCAGUGGACACCUUAGAAUAUCCAUUCGAUUUGGCGCAUACGCUCUGUUAUAAGUUUGGUUACGGAGCCAACUUUGAGCGUUUCAAGGAAGACGCAAGUGAGCGAUUUUCUCUGCUUAAAAGUGGAAUUCUCGACCGUCAGGGAUGCGCACGCCUCCUCCUUGUAAAUGGCAUGGAGGACGAGAUCUUUCCUAUCGAUGAUUACUAUUUGUGUCUACAGCAUGGUGACCCCAAAGAAGUUCGUUUUGUUAGUGGUUCCAAGCAUAUGGGCGAGCCUGCCUCCUUCGUCAUCAUUCUCCAAUGGCUUUUCAAGCUCCUGGAAGUGCCUGGAGAUGUUAGAAAAUUCCUUUCAACCAUUCCGUUCAAAGCAAAAUACUUGAAGUAGAGAUAUUCGACAGGGUUACUUCCCGUCUAUUUAGUUAAAAGAACUAACUUUAGGGGAUUGCAAGUAGAAUAUGAAGAUUAGUGAUAAACUUAAAAGAGU